AUGGCUACUACUGACAUUAGCGAUGGGCGCAUUCAGAAGAUGGAAGUGGAUUAUACUGCCACUGUCGAUGAGAAAAUUCCCCUGUGUGAAACUCUUGCUAAGCAAGGAAAGCUAACUGAAGCUAUUGAUGGACUUAUGUCACUGGAAAAACAGACUAGAACGUCUGCUGAUACCCAUUCUACUGGCCGUAUUCUGGUGGCCAUUGUGAGGCUGUGCUUUGAAUCAAAGAACUGGGAUGCUCUCAAUGAAAAUAUUGUUCUCUUGACCAAGAAGAGAGGUCAGAUUAAGCAGGCUGUGACGAAGAUGAUUCAGGAGGUUUGCACCUAUGUGGACAAAACACCAAACAAGGAAGUGAAGUUAAAGCUUAUUGACACACUCCGAUCUGUUACAGCUGGCAAGAUUUAUGUUGAGAUUGAAAGAGCCAGGCUAACUCGCACCUUGGCCAAGAUUCGUGAGGAGGAAGGAGAUAUUGCAACAGCUGCAAGUGUUCUGCAGGAACUUCAGGUUGAAACAUUUGGAUCGAUGGACAGAAAAGAGAAAGUGGAGUUCAUCCUGGAACAGAUGCGCUUGUGUCUGGCCAAGAAGGAUUACAUUCGCACACAGAUCAUCAGCAAGAAAGUCAGCAUUAAGUUCUUUGAGGAGCCGGAGACUGUUGAUCUGAAACUGAAGUUCUAUCAGCUGAUGAUUGAGUUGGACCAGCAUGAGAGUUCCUACUUGGCAAUCUGCAAGCAUUACCUGGCCAUCUAUAACACAGAGCAAAUACAGAAGGAUAAAAACAAAAUGAAAGAUGCUCUGCGUUGUGUUGUUCUAUAUCUUGUGCUGGCACCGUUUGAUAAUGAGCAGUCUGACCUUCUUCACCGGGUGUCACUAGAUAAGAAUCUAGAGGAGAUUCCUUUUUAUCAAAAGUUCUUGAAAAACUUUACCACAAAUGAAAUCAUCAACUGGAGCCAGCUGUGUAAGGAAUAUGAAAAGGGCUUGAAAGACGCAACAACUUCUGUGUUUGCCACAGGAAACAAGAUAGAAGGGGGAGAUAAACGAUGGGCGGACCUGAAGAACAGAGUUGUGGAACAUAACAUUCGAGUCAUGGCCAAGUACUACACCCGGCUUAAAAUGAAGAGAAUGGCAGAUUUGCUUGAUUUGUCAGAAAAUGACACGGAGGAGUUCCUGUCGAACCUUGUGGUCAACAAAACUGUCCAAGCCAAGAUUGACCGUCUGGCCGGAGUGGUUUGCUUUAGCCAGCACAAGGACCCCAACUCAGUUUUGAACACCUGGUCAUCUCGGGUGUCUGAUCUGAUGCACCUGAUCCAUAAAACCAACCACCUGAUCAACAAAGAAAACAUGGUCAACAGGCUGGGGCCAGCAGAGCUGAAAUUGUAG
Molecule: messenger RNA, 1377 nt
Organism: Candidula unifasciata
Lineage: Eukaryota; Metazoa; Mollusca; Gastropoda; Stylommatophora; Geomitridae
Source: the annotation of a GenBank genome assembly